Molecule: messenger RNA, 567 nt
Organism: Exophiala spinifera
Lineage: Eukaryota; Fungi; Ascomycota; Eurotiomycetes; Chaetothyriales; Herpotrichiellaceae
Exons: 1
Coding region: 1-567 (188 amino acids)
Biological process (GO): RNA processing
Source: RefSeq, a predicted model, not a curated record
AUGGGCAGCCAAACGCUGCGGGAAGAGUUCCUCCAGGCGUCAAGCCGCAUGCUGUUCUUGUCCAGCCCAUCAACCUCGCGCCAUCUGCAAUCUCAAAGCAUCGAGCUGGCACAUUCACAACCACCUCCGAAGACGCCAAAUAUGGCACGCGAUGCUUGCGCUGCAUGUGGAAACUUGUUCAUCCCCGGAUGGACGACAAAAACCACAAUUACUACGCGGACGGGUAGGCGUGUUCAGAAGCCUUCACCCAAGACCGCCAUUGUCCGAAGCAAAAUAGUCUCUAACUUAUGCCUCGUCUGCCAUCGAACGACAAGGGAGGUCGGAGUGUUCAAAGUCGACACCAGAAAGAAGCAGAGCAAGACUCCUGGGACGGCUGCCGUCGCCUCCACGGUGUCUACAGAGAAGAGUGCCCCCGUUGAACCAGUAGUCGAACAACCAGCCAAAAGCAGUAGCAAAAAAAGAGCAAAGGCCAGGAAAGAUCACGAAGGUUUGCAGGCUCUUCUCAACAAGAGUGCACAGAACAAGCCCGCGCCCAGUCUCAGUCUCAUGGACUUGAUGAAGCGAUGA